Molecule: messenger RNA, 1065 nt
Organism: Trichomycterus rosablanca
Lineage: Eukaryota; Metazoa; Chordata; Actinopteri; Siluriformes; Trichomycteridae
Gene: rpsa
Product: ribosomal protein SA
Exons: 8
Coding region: 90-1013 (307 amino acids)
Biological process (GO): ribosomal small subunit assembly; cytoplasmic translation
Cellular component (GO): 90S preribosome; cytosolic small ribosomal subunit; ribosome
Molecular function (GO): laminin receptor activity; structural constituent of ribosome
Source: RefSeq, a predicted model, not a curated record
CCGCCCUCUUUUUGCCGUGCGGUACAGACUCCAUACGGCGUUGUCUCGUGCUUUUCCACUAAACUCGUUGCGCAGGGAAAGUGGUCACGAUGUCCGGAGGUCUGGAUGUCCUUCAAAUGAAGGAGGAGGAUGUGCUGAAGUUCCUCGCUGCAGGAACCCAUCUCGGAGGAACCAACUUGGACUUCCAGGUGGAGCAGUACGUCUACAAGAGAAAAAGUGACGGUAUCUACAUUAUCAACCUGAAGAAAACCUGGGAAAAACUACUGCUGGCUGCUCGUGCCAUCGUUGCCAUUGAGAACCCAGCUGAUGUUUGUGUCAUUUCCUCCAGGAACACCGGCCAGAGAGCUGUGCUCAAGUUCGCCUCUGCCACCGGAGCCACAACCUUUGCUGGACGCUUCACGCCUGGUACAUUCACCAAUCAGAUUCAGGCUGCCUUCCGGGAGCCCCGUCUGCUGAUCGUGACCGACCCACGUGCUGAUCACCAGCCGCUGACUGAGGCUUCUUAUGUGAACAUCCCCACCAUCGCUCUGUGCAACACUGACUCUCCUCUCAGAUACGUUGAUAUCGCCAUCCCCUGUAACAACAAGGGUCAUCACUCCGUGGGUCUAAUGUGGUGGAUGUUGGCCCGGGAGGUGUUGAGGAUGCGAGGUACCAUUUCACGUGAGCACCCAUGGGAGGUCAUGCCUGAUCUGUACUUCUACAGAGAUCCUGAGGAGAUUGAGAAGGAGGAACAGGCUGCAGCUGAGAAGGCUGUUGGAAAGGAGGAGUUCCAGGGUGAAUGGACUGCUCCUGGGGCUGAGGUGGCUGACUGGUCCGAGGGUGUCCAAGUGCCAUCUGUGCCCAUUCAGCAAUUCCCUGCUGUCGUAGAAGCUUCAGCUGCUGCCAAACCUGCACCCACAGGUGAAGGUUUUCCUGCCGAGGACUGGAGUGCACAGCCUGCCACUGAGGAUUGGAGUGCAGCCCCCACCGCCCAGGCUGGAGAAUGGGGUGGAGCCACCGCCGACUGGUCUUAAACACACUUAAAACUAGUGUGGUGCUGAGCUAAUAAACAAUGGCUUUAUUAAA